AUGGCAUCAUCACAUCCUAUUGUUGUCCCGACUUCUAAAAACUCUGAUCAUUCAGCAGUCAAGGGAACCUUGAGUCUUCCUAGUGUUUCUGAACAACUUUUUGAUUCUGUCAUGAGUACUAUUUCGGGAGUAGUCUGUCCUGUUGAUAAAGGGUUUGAUGUCGGCAGUCUUGAUGAGGAUGACACUCGCAAUAUAACCAAUACUGGCUUACCUAGCUCAUCAUCAAGUCAUACGAUCCACUCUCCAACCAGUCCAGUCACUCCAUCGUCAGAGAAUCAAUCGGUACUUCAAUCCACAGUCUCUUCUGAUGCUUCACUUAUCACCAGCACUAAUCAUCCGCAGCCUGUUAAAGGUGUCAAUCCUUUUGUAUUGAAAAUGAUUGCUGCUACUGCCAGUAUGAACGGUAAAAAACAUCAGUUGUUUGCAGACUCCAGUCUUGGUGCCAUUGAGAGAGUUGUACACCAAACACCCGAAACUAGCGAUCAAAUGCUCAUGUCGCUUUUCCUUCGACUCCGAUUGCCUCCACAAGUGAAUCGUAUCUCUGAACAGCGCAUUCUGGAUCUUAUUAGAUUGGCUCAAGCAAAACAUUAUCGAUUGGCUUCAUAUAUUGACCAUACUACUUAUGAUACGGUUUUAUUUGGAAACAAGGCUGCUGAUUUACCACUACUGAGUAGAUUUGUGUCUUCAGAUGAUGGAUCGGCACAUGAGAUUUGGCAGAGAGUUGUAACCGAAGAAAUCAAUUCCAAAUUUGACUUGCGAGAUCCAACAACUCCAUUGUGGCGAGUAGCAAUUGUUGGUACUGGAGCGAUUGCUGGAAAUGGUAUUCAACUUGUCCCCUCGUCUGAACAACCUGAUUGUAUUGGAUCUUCAGUUGCAACAUCAUCCAUAGUAUUUGACUUGAUAUUCACCUUUCACCACUGUUUGGGCGAUGGCUUGUCUAUGUUGGCAUUUGCACGAACUCUUCUUGCCGAAUGCACUACGGCCAACUACAAUGCCGAAUCACUUCAUCUUGACCAAGUAUCCGUCGUGGCCAAUCCUCCUGUUCUUUUGGACAAUUAUAUUAAACCUUCGUUUUUUGGUAUUGUUCCUGCUCUUGUUGUGCUUUUAUUUACACAUGGACCUUUUCAAAAGCUUCAUAGAUUUAAAGAUCUCAUUUCAGCAUCGCAACCUUCAAAAGCAUUGGCAAAUUCACUUUCUCGUGCAUCUAUAUCUUCAGAUACCCCACUCUUGUCUGAUGAGACGGAUGAAAACUUGCAAAGUCAUGAUAUGGCAACACAUGUUGAUUCAGAUGAUAUCACCACAAGCGAUACCUCGUCAACCUGCGAGCCUCUUUCUUCAACUAAAAAAGAACUGGCUCAUGAUCGUCUGCGUACCAAAGUCAGAUUUCUUCAGUAUGACGCUGCAUUUACCGCGAAUCUAAUUCAAUGCACCAGAACGACUAAAACAACGGUUGCAGCUGUACUGAUUGUCAACGCGUUGGCUUGUGUACGAGCUGUCUUUGCUGAUAUAGCAAAGUCUACUGGCCAACCACUACCAAAACAUCAGGGUUGGAUAGCUACUACUAGUUUUCGACAUUUAGUUCCUGAAUCCAUGCUGCUUUAUGGUGCAGACAAACAUACCGAUCCAGCCACUAUGCUAUUUGGACUCUAUGCGGGAUCCAUGUCCGAGUCAUCUGUUGGGAUAGACGAUCAUUACGAGUUUUGGGAACGAUGUAGGAGAAUAAAACGGACACUUGGAGGAGGAAGUGGACACCUCGAUGCAAUACGAAGAAUCAAGUUGUUAAACUGGAUUUGGCGAACGCCUUGGAUGUAUCGUCGAGCCAUAAACCGUAUCCAUUUUAAACAAAUGUCGCAAGCCUAUUCAGUUGAAGUCGCUAACCUUGGUGCAUGGGAAUAUCCAACUGUAACCGAGUCAGGAUCUACUGAUGGUAUGAGUUCCAAAGAAAUCCUAGAAUGGUUUGGCGGAACAUUAAGUGCUUCGUUUGAAGGAUCUCGAGGGAUAUUUAAUUUGGGCAUCAUUACUCUUGGAAAGAACAUGUCGAUUGCUGUUUCUUAUGACUGCACAGUGGUUUCUGAAGAUUGUGCCAAAACAUUCAUUGAUUUGUUUGAUAAAACACUAAAGGUCGCUUGUGAAUCUAUGGGCACGCAGAUUCAACUGGGCAACAUGCCUUGCUCGUGUAACGACGUGUAA
This is a messenger RNA of Batrachochytrium dendrobatidis JAM81, 2190 nucleotides long. RefSeq lists its product as uncharacterized. The coding region runs from base 1 to 2190 and encodes 729 amino acids. The record is from RefSeq and is a predicted model, not a curated record. Lineage: Eukaryota; Fungi; Chytridiomycota; Chytridiomycetes; Rhizophydiales. The transcript has a single exon.